Messenger RNA from Hermetia illucens (black soldier fly), 2567 nucleotides. It is a transcript of the gene Fatp3, whose product is annotated as long-chain fatty acid transport protein 4. Gene Ontology annotation, biological process: triglyceride homeostasis. The record is from RefSeq and is a predicted model, not a curated record. The transcript is spliced from 10 exons. Bases 434 to 2413 code for a protein of 659 amino acids. NCBI's taxonomy places the organism in Eukaryota, Metazoa, Arthropoda, Insecta, Diptera, Stratiomyidae. Gene Ontology annotation, molecular function: long-chain fatty acid transmembrane transporter activity; long-chain fatty acid-CoA ligase activity. Gene Ontology annotation, cellular component: endoplasmic reticulum.
AGCUUUCGAGGGAGUCAGUAUAGCGUACAGCGUUUGAUGUUGCCUUCAGUGUUCAGUUAGUGUGAGGAAAGUGCCGAGUGGUGAGUGGCGUUAGUGGUGUUGUUUCGUGAGCUCUUAGCCAAAGUGCCUUACACUCGAAAUCCGCCCGCGAACAAUUCCCAGCGGUUCUGUAAAUUGUGUGCAUGCGGUGUUUAUCCAACACCUGUUUGACUAUAAUUACGAUAAGUGCUUCAGGAUUGUUUAUCGGAGAUUUUCACGGGAGUUUUGCAAUAAUAAGGCCACGUAACAUCAACAGCGGGUCAGCUGGUUGUGUUGGAGUUCGCAGUUUUCGAAAGUUCAUUAACUGUUAUACCAGCCGUUAACCGAGCUCGGCGUGACGACUAGAAUAUCAAAUGUAUCUUACUGAAUAAGUUCAUAUCAAAAAAGUGCAAUUAUGUUGCUGGAACUCGACUUCAGGAAAAGGAACCUAACAUUGGUUGGAACCUGCCUAGUUGGUUUCAUCGCAAUUAUCUGUGCCUGGAACACUCCUCUAGCAUUAGCUCUAGUCGUAGCAUCUUUAGUAUAUUUAAUAACGGGCAAUAGGCCUACUACAGUCUACUGCGUUUCUGUCACACUACGCAGGGACAUCACCGCAGCUGUAAGAUUCAUUAGGCUAAAUUACAAACUAAUAAAAUGGGAACGCGCACGAAAAAUAGUUCCGCAACUUUUCCGGGAGGUGGUUGAGCGGGAUCCAAAUAAAGCGGCCUUCAUAAUGGAUGAUAAAAAACUAACAUUCCAAGAUGUCGAGAAUUUCAGUAAUAAGAUUGCUUCAUACUUCAAGUCGAAGGGUUUUAAACGUGGUGACACUGUUGCCUUGCUCAUGGAAACACGUCCUGAAUAUCCUGCGAUAUGGCUUGGACUAUCUAAAAUCGGAGUCGUAACAGCUCUGGUGAAUUCUAAUCUGCGUAAGGACCCCCUUACUCACUCAAUAAAGGUAGCUGACUCCAAGGCUGUUCUAGUCGGCGCUGAAUUAGGGGAAGCUCUGAAAGAAAUAAGGGGGCAAAACAGAAUAAAGGAUCUUCCGGUAUUCCAAUUUUACGAUGAGAACCAAAAUGAUGGUUCCAAAUUUCCAUUAUUAGAGGGUGCAACUGAUUUAACCCUCGACUUGAGUAAACAUGAAACCCGAGACGUUACUGAAGAUAUUCUGGCUGGCAAACCCAAAGAAAAGAUGGUUUAUAUUUACACAUCAGGAACAACAGGUUUGCCCAAAGCAGCUGUUAUUACUCACUUACGAUACAUGUUCAUGUGUAUGGGAGCAUCUGAAAUGUUGGCGAUGCGUGAAGAUGAUGUCAUUUACAAUCCAUUGCCAAUUUACCACACAGCCGGUGGUAUGCUUGGAGUUGGGAAUGUCCUGCUACGCGGAACAACAAUGGCCUUGAGAAAAAAAUUCUCUGCAUCGAAUUUCUGGGCUGAUUGUAUAAAGUAUAACUGUUCUGUGGCACAAUACAUUGGAGAAUUGUGUAGAUAUUUGCUGGCUGUGCCCCAUAAGCCAGUGGACACUCAGCAUAAAGUUAGACUAAUGUUCGGAAAUGGUCUGCGACCACAAAUUUGGCAUCAAUUCGUGUCUAGGUUCAACAUAGAAGAAAUUGGAGAGUUGUAUGGCGCAACCGAGGGAAAUUCAAAUUUAGCUAACUUUGACAAUCAAAUUGGAGCCAUCGGAUUCGUCCCCUUGGCUGCAGGAAAAUUAUAUCCGGUUACCUUGAUCAAAUGCGAUGAAGAAACAGGAGAGCCAAUCCGAGGGGAGGACGGUAAAUGCAUCGCUUGUAAACCAGGGGAACCAGGCGUUUUCAUUGGCAAAAUCAAUCCCAGAAUAAGUUCCAGUGCCUUCAGUGGGUAUGCAGAUAAGAAAGCCUCCGAGAAGAAAGUUAUUCAGAAUGUAUUCAAAGAUGGUGACAUGUAUUUCAAUUCAGGAGAUAUUUUAGUACGAGACAUCUUAGGAUACUUUUACUUCAAAGACAGAACUGGCGACACAUUCCGAUGGAGGGGUGAGAACGUCUCCACCUCUGAAGUUGAGGCAGUCAUAACUAACAUCUUAUCCCUCAAGGAUUCGGUUGUAUAUGGAGUUGAGAUUCCUUAUGUUGAAGGUAAAGCUGGUAUGGCAGCUGUAGUUGAUGCAGAUAAAACCCUCGAUAUAGACAGCUUCUCGAUUGGAGUUCGAGGAAGUUUACCUCCAUAUUCGCGGCCACUUUUCGUUCGCGUUCUUCCUGAGCUACCCAUGACAGGAACAUUCAAACUGAAGAAAAGAGAUCUCCAAAGUGAAGGGUUUAAUAUCUACAAAAUCAAAGAUCCAAUUUACUUCCUAGACAAAGGAAUGUACCGUCCAUUUACUCCAAAGGAUUAUGAUGAUGUCAUGAAUGGUCGUGCUGGGCUUUAAGUAUCUAGUUACUGUAGAUAGGUUUUUUUACAAAUAUAUGAAUAUUUGAAGCAGUGAUAACAAUGUGGACAAAUUUUGUUGGGUUUGUAGAACUGUUAUAUGAUUCAGAGUUAUUGUUGAAUGAAUAAAUGAAACUGAGAUUUGUUUUACCCUU